GGCGUGCCGUACAACAUGUACAUGAGCUAAUGUGCAAUCUAUAUGGAGGGCUUCCUUGUUGUCCUUCUUCUCUAUCGUCUUGGGAAAGUUUUCCAGCGCGAAGAAAUCACAGAUCAGACGUACUUUGACACUGAACCUUCCACUUUCCAUAUAGGAUAUCGCUCUUGGGAAGGUCUAAUGCCGAGUCAAAGUAUGGCCAAUCUGACUACUAGCGGGCGUAUAAUUGUCGCCUCGAUGAGUCCCCGUGUAUCGAAUACCGUCGAACAAGACACGAUAACGGGAUCUAUGACGCAUCGUCACUUUCAGCGAAGCCUUCUACCAGCUUCUCAAAUCGAAACAGUACCGAUGAUUGUGUGUCCUAAGAACCUGUACGCCAUUAAAAGUGCCUCAAUGUCCCUCAAAAUCAGGAGAAGGUAUGGACGCUCGCCUUCAGGCACUUUGGGGGCUUGGAACAAGCCGAAUUGGUCUCUGGCCUGCGCGAUAUGUUGAUCUGCGCCGCAGCAGCUAACAAACAUGCCAAGAUCAAAACAGAAUGAUGGACGUCUUUAGCUUUCACUAAAACCUCAGUAUCUGA
Molecule: messenger RNA, 574 nt
Organism: Guyanagaster necrorhizus
Lineage: Eukaryota; Fungi; Basidiomycota; Agaricomycetes; Agaricales; Physalacriaceae
Exons: 5
Coding region: 43-489 (148 amino acids)
Source: RefSeq, a predicted model, not a curated record